This is a messenger RNA of Dioszegia hungarica, 1524 nucleotides long. Its product is annotated as pseudouridine synthase. Gene Ontology annotation, biological process: snRNA pseudouridine synthesis; box H/ACA sno(s)RNA 3'-end processing; rRNA pseudouridine synthesis. The record is from RefSeq and is a predicted model, not a curated record. Bases 1 to 1524 code for a protein of 507 amino acids. Lineage: Eukaryota; Fungi; Basidiomycota; Tremellomycetes; Tremellales; Bulleribasidiaceae. The transcript is spliced from 4 exons. Gene Ontology annotation, cellular component: box H/ACA snoRNP complex. Gene Ontology annotation, molecular function: RNA binding; pseudouridine synthase activity.
AUGGCCUCCUCUUCCUCCUUGACCCAAGGUCAGGUCAGCGACCUCCAGCAAACAGGAGAAUUCUCUAUCAAGAGCGAGUCGGUAGCUCCCAAGCUCGAUACCUCACAAUGGCCCCUCCUCCUCAAAAACUACGACAAGCUCCUCGUCCGCUCCUCCCACUUCACUCCCAUCCCUACCGGCUGCUCCCCUCUCAAGCGCGAGCUCGCAACCUACGUCAAGUCCGGCGUGAUCAACCUGGACAAGCCGUCCAACCCCUCUUCGCACGAAGUCGUCGCUUGGCUCAAGCGGAUCCUCCGGGUCGAGAAGACCGGACACUCGGGAACGCUCGACCCCAAGGUCACCGGGUGCCUUAUCGUGUGUAUCGACCGGGCCACGCGACUGGUUAAAUCCCAGCAAGGCGCAGGGAAGGAGUACGUCGCGGUGGUGCGUUUCCACGAGUCAUUGGCGGAUGAGAAGGCGCUCUCGAGGGGAUUGGAGACCCUCACUGGAGCGCUCUUCCAGCGUCCCCCACUUAUCUCGGCGGUCAAGCGGCAAUUGCGUGUACGGACCAUCUACGAGAGCAAGCUCAUCGAGUUUGACAAUAAGCGGAAUCUGGCGGUGUUCUGGGUGAGCUGCGAGGCGGGGACGUAUAUCCGGACACUGUGUGUGCAUCUGGGAUUGCUGCUCGGUGUGGGUGCGCAUAUGCAGGAAUUGAGGAGAGUGCGGUCAGGGAUCACGGGGGAGAAUGACGAUAUCGUGUCGAUGCACGAUGUCCUCGAUGCUCAGUGGCUUUACGACAACACGCGUGAUGAAUCUUACCUCCGCCGAGUCAUCCGCCCCCUCGAAUCCCUCCUGACCAACUUCAAACGGAUCGUCGUCAAGGACUCGGCCGUCAAUGCCGUCUGCUACGGUGCCAAACUCAUGAUCCCCGGUCUCUUGCGGUACGAAUCCGACAUCGAGGUCUAUGAGGAGGUCGUCCUCAUGACGACCAAGGGCGAGGCGAUCGCCAUCGGGAUCGCCAUGAUGUCGACCGUCGACCUCGCGUCGUGCGACCACGGCGUCGUCGCCAAGGUCAAGCGGUGCAUCAUGAACCGGGAUCUCUACCCCCGUCGAUGGGGUCUCGGGCCCAAGGCGCAGGAGAAGAAGAAGAUGAUCAAGAAGGGAGAGCUGGAUAAGUUUGGGAAGGCGGUAGAGGGGGUUACGCCCAAGGCGUGGUCGGCGGACUAUGUCGAUUAUACGCCGGUGGGCGGGGAGGCGAGCCAGCCCUCGGGCAUGGUACAGACCCAGCCGCAAGCGACAUUGGUGGCAGGGGCGACACCGGUGAAGGCGGAGCGAAUGGAAGUGGAUGGGGACGACGAGGGCAAGAAGAGGAAGCGCGCGGAAGAUUCAGUGGUGGCUGCGACACCAGAUGCAGAGGGGGAGAAGAAGAAGAAGAAGAAGGUCAAGGCGGAGGACGGGACAGAAAAGGAGGAGACGGCAGAGGAGCGGGCCAAGCGGAAGGCAGACAAGGCAGCGAAGAAGGCGGCUAAGGCUGCGGCUGCAUGA